Aspergillus aculeatinus CBS 121060 is the source of this 423-nucleotide messenger RNA. RefSeq lists its product as uncharacterized. Gene Ontology annotation, molecular function: DNA-binding transcription factor activity, RNA polymerase II-specific; zinc ion binding. The transcript has 3 exons. Lineage: Eukaryota; Fungi; Ascomycota; Eurotiomycetes; Eurotiales; Aspergillaceae. Bases 1 to 423 code for a protein of 140 amino acids. Gene Ontology annotation, biological process: regulation of DNA-templated transcription. The record is from RefSeq and is a predicted model, not a curated record.
AUGCGGCACAAGCUUGUCAGGAAUGUCGGCGACGGAGAGCAAAGUGUGAUGGUUCACAAGCCGUCGUGUGCUCGGUGUCUGAACCGCGGCAUGGAGUGCGUGUUUAACACCAAAGAUGACAGCCGUGGCACGGCGCCGAAAUCGUUGGUGAUGCAGCUUCAAGCGCGCAUCCAGCAGGUCGAGCAGGUGUUAUGGCUCCAUUCCAUCGAUGUCGAGUCAUCUAUAGCUCAGCUCAGGGCCGGGCAUCUUCCAUCAAUCUCCCCCUCCCGUUCCCAACAACAGUCGAGAGAAGAGGAGCCCUUUGGGGCACUGUGCGCGAAUGGACCGUUCGGUUUGCACGACAGGGUUGGCGAUGAGGAGGAGGUGCGCUUCUUCAGCUCCAACUACUGCUAUCCACUCCUUUGCACAGCAACUUCGAACUAG